ACCUGCCGAGCACUUCUUUUCUGUCAGCCUUGGCCCACUACAUACUACACACAACCAUGUGGCUGGCCAUUCUGCUUGCCCUCUGCUGCCUAACUUCCAACAUCCAUGGGGCACACUCCCCAGAUUUUUGCUCCAAAGUCUUGAACUCCAUUGUGAAGCCAGGAUUCCCCAAAACAAUAAAGACCAAUAACCCAGGAGUGCUUAAGGCAGCCAGGCACAGUGUGGAAAAGUUCAACAACUGCACAAAUGACAUCUUCUUGUUCAAAGAGUCCCAUGUCAGCAAAGCCCUGGUACAGGUCGUGAAAGGCCUGAAAUAUAUGCUGGAGGUGGAAAUCGGCAGAACCACAUGCAGGAAGACCGUGCAUCCUCAUCUGGACAACUGUGACUUCCAAACCAACCCUGCCUUGAAGCAGAUUCUACACUGCUACUCUGAAGUCUGGGUCAUCCCCUGGCUCCACAGUUUCGAGGUGCCUGUUCUCCGCUGCCACUGACUUCUGCUUCUUCAGCAAGACCUCGGCUGUGAUAAAUAUAUACUCAUGUGCUCUCCACUCCUUACUUUCCACCCCAGCCUGGCCGUCUCAGAUCCUCAGGGGCCUCUUACCAGUGACCAGACAGAAGCGCCAGUGGGUCAUGAGGUGGCUGGAAUAGGAGAAUAUGGUGCCCUCCUGGCCAAAUUAAUGGUCUUCAUAUUUUCUUCUAAAAUUAAUUCUUCUGGUGCUGCACACCUUGAUUCAGGAUGUGGGCACAGAGAGCGCCCUUUGAUGGCAUUACUAGA
Acomys russatus (golden spiny mouse) is the source of this 775-nucleotide messenger RNA. RefSeq names its product cystatin-F. Bases 57 to 491 code for a protein of 144 amino acids. The transcript is spliced from 4 exons. Gene Ontology annotation, biological process: negative regulation of microglial cell activation; positive regulation of myelination; immune response. Gene Ontology annotation, molecular function: cysteine-type endopeptidase inhibitor activity. NCBI's taxonomy places the organism in Eukaryota, Metazoa, Chordata, Mammalia, Rodentia, Muridae. Gene Ontology annotation, cellular component: lysosome; endoplasmic reticulum; Golgi apparatus. The record is from RefSeq and is a predicted model, not a curated record.